Molecule: messenger RNA, 6849 nt
Organism: Hemibagrus wyckioides
Lineage: Eukaryota; Metazoa; Chordata; Actinopteri; Siluriformes; Bagridae
Product: glutathione hydrolase 6
Exons: 4
Coding region: 132-1985 (617 amino acids)
Cellular component (GO): extracellular exosome
Source: RefSeq, a predicted model, not a curated record
GAGAUCCGGACAGGAGUGGCAGGUCAAGCCGGAAAUAGCACAUGAAUUUUGCUUUCCAAACAAAAGGAAACUACGACACUCUCAAGCGCAUGUCACACAUUGUGUGUCGCGUUAUUAAUGUUUGAGUUAAAAUGGUGCAGUGCGAGGUUCGGUACAUGAAGCUGGCCACAGAUAUUCAUGAGGAAACAGAAACCGAUCGCGCAUACGAGGAGGACAGCGAUGAAGAACAAGUGACAGUCUACUUCAAGCAGCGUGCGAAUAGACUGCAGGAUAAAGCUGGAAAGAGACUCACGUGCUUCCGUGUGUCAGUGGCUCUGGUUCUCCUGGCUAUCGUCUUGCUGUUCGGGCUUCUUCAGUGGUACGAAUGGUGGCCUGAUCCUGAUGAGCUUCACAAUGCAGGAACCAACAUCAUGAAUAUUUCAAUGGAGCAUGACGACCACCAUCACCAUACCACUGUGGAGGAAGAUGACAAGCACCAUGAUGACGAUCACCAUGACGACGAACACCAUGAUGACGAGCACCAUGAUGACGAGCACCAUGAUGAUGAGCACCGUGAUGGAGAAGAUCGCCACCAACAUCAGCACACUGCACUGUACCACCAUGCUGUUGUUCUGACAGCCUCAGCUAAGUGUUCCAGCAUUGGUAAGACUCUUCUCCAGGAAGGAGGAAACGUGGUGGAUGCAGCUAUCGCUUCUCUGCUGUGCUUGGGAGUCGUCCAUCCACACACAGCAGGAGUUGGUGGUGUAUUCUCAGCCAUCCUGUACAACAACACAUCCGGCUCACUCAAGACAAUACGUUCCACCACACCCCAGAAGUCAUCAGUCCCAUCUGUACUGCAAGGUAUCCGAGAGCUCCACUCCCAGCAGGGGCGAGCCGAAUGGAGAAGACUUUUCAAAGAAGCCAUAACAUUAGCACAGGAAGGGUUCCUCAUAGACGACGUCCUCGCCAAGGCUUUGGAAAGCCAUAAGGAGCAAAUACUGGUUUCCAAGCUGUGCGACCUGUUCUGUGAUGCAACCGGCCGCGUGAAAUCGGUUGGAGCGAUCGUCAAAAAUCAGAAUCUGUCAGAGCUUUUGCAGAGCGCCAGCCUGAAUGAGAACAAUUUCCUAGAAACGCUGGCCGUGAAAUUGUCCGAAGACCUCUCCCCGAGCGAGAGGCCAGCCUUCUUAGCCGCCAUUCAGCACAGCCGUGGAGAAAUCAAUGACUCUGUUAUCGUCGAGGGAGAGAAAUAUUCUGUCCUUUCAGCCAGUUUGCCUCUCUCAGGCCAGAUGCUAUCUGAUAUAUUAGAGCAAGUCAGGCAGCAAAGCCUCUCCUUUCAGGAUGGUGCAGAUUUUAACAGGACCUCUGCUGCCUACAGAGAUCUCUUAAACUUGAUUCAAGUACACGACAGUUCAGACCUGGCUCAGAAGUACCCAGGCCUCGUAGACACAUUUUCUCUUAAUACCCAAAACAGUCACAUUGCUGUGCUGGAUCAGUCUGGUGAUUUUGUCAUUGUGUCAGCUUCACUCAACAGCACGUGGGGAUCCGGGCAAUUUUUGCCAUCCAAUGGUAUUCUCCUUAACAGCUUUAGCGCAAACUCUGCUCACUUCAACAUUCCGCUGGUUCUAAGACUCACUCAGGACGACUCCUCUCGUAAUGAAGGCAACGGAAAAGAAAAGGAAGUAGAAGUAGUCGCCGUUACUGGAGGGCUUUCAGCUGUGUUUAAUGCUGCUGUUCUUUUGCACAACAGGAUUGAUUUAGAAAUGUCUCCUAAAGAAACUCUUAGCUUCCCUCUCCUCCAUCUAGAGCCGGGAACAACUUCGGGUUUUUGUCUGUCUUCCAUUUUAAACGACUCGGACAUCUACGCGCGGUUCUCCGACGUAGGACGUGAGCUCCAGCAGGUGGACGAGUGCUCGGAUCAUUCUCUAUCCUUGCUAAUGCGGUUACAUGCAAACCACGUUGGCGCAUAUGGAGCUCCAGCUGCUAAUGCUCAUAUUGAUGGCUACUGACAGUUUCCGUGUCUUUGCAGUCCAGCAGCGUGAAUAUUUAUCACGUUCCUUGACAAGAAAGAAAAUGAAAAUGAGUUUAAUGAGUCUAAUCAGUCAUCCAUUUUAGUCCAUCAGUUCACCAAUCAUGGUGUUCUUCAGAUUUUUACAGUAGUAAAAGGUGAACAGAAGUACAGAAGGUGAACGAGAGAUCAGUUGGUUUUGCCGUCUUCCAGUCACACAUAUGGCUACCGAAGGAAGCACCUUUUAGCCGAGUUUGCACUGUGCAGUUUUUGCUGUCUCAGACAAAAAUCACAUCAUAAAAUCAUGAAAGAAUUCUUCGGUCGUGAGUUGAGUUUGGCGAUGUUAGAAUGCAUAAUAAAAAAAGUUGCGAUUGUGUCACUGUUCAAUACAAUUUAUCUGAUUAAAUUCUCAGCUGCAGCAUAAAUCUAAAAGCCAUCUGAAAGCUGUAUCGUCUCAGUACAGCUAUAAACAGUAGUGGCACUGUUGAGACAAACAAAAUAACUUGUUUACGCUGCCCCGUUUUCUGCACUGAUCGAUCACGUAAGCACAAAGUAGUCAUUUGACAUUAAUCUCAGGGGUAUACUUGGAGAAUCUCCAUCCUGUAAACUGAAAUAGAGACCACUUUAUCAAACACUCUGUUAGCGAAUGAUAUCAGGAUUAUUUUGUACAGCGUGACAAGUAAUGAUCUUAAAAGCCUGCUGAAAUCGCACAAUGUAAAACAGACUUCCCUCAGCUCAGCUGUCCAGCAUUGAUGUAGAAGCAUUUAACAAGGCUUCAUUCUUCCCGAACAAGGAAGACUAAUCAGGUAAGCAGACUGUUCAUCAAUUUAAUCUCUGCACAUUUCAGCGAUCUCCUAUUUAUUCCCCUAGGUUUAUUGCUGAACGCAUUUUUACACAUGUGGUUAGUAUUAGGUUUAAUUUGCAUUUGUUAAAUUUUGUGUCAACUUCGUUUUUGCUCUCGUCCAUUAUCGCUAGUCCAAAACAGUGUUUACUGUAUCAUAUUCCGAAUCCUGGAAAAGCAAAGAUAUAUCCGUUCCCUCAUGUUCAAUGGCACAUAGCUGGCCUUGCUCUUCAGGUGGGAAAAUAGCAUUUCUCCCCCAUGCAGAGAAAUCGUCUGUAUCUGUUAAGCAAAGCGAGAUAUCGAUGAAUUCAUGCAUACACAAGAGGACAGUUAGCGCGUCCAUCCAAGCAUGACCAGCAGUUCAAAAAAGAUGUGAUGGCUUCACAUAUCCAGGAUUAAGCACAUGUAAGGCAGACCAGACGCAUUCAAGAAGCAGCCAUUUGAUUUAUAAAUGACCAUAAACAUGUCCUAUAUCCAACUGAGGAUAUUUUAUUUCCUUUAAAUGUUUUUUGGAUCCUGGAGAUGUUUUGACAUUCCCUAAAUCAGACUAUAUUCAGCACAAAUUCUGCUACAAUGAUAUGUAAGCAGCAUGAAUGUACGUUUGUAUAUAUUUAUUCUUUGUGUAUAUUAACAUAGCGAAGAAAGAUAGAGCAAUAAAAUACAUGCUAAAUAUAUUUUCUUAAGACUUUUGACUACCGACCAGAGUCUUUGAUACAUGUUGUGAAAACCGUCCUAACCAAACUGUUUCAGGAAGUGAUGUCAUGAGUAGUUUGCAUCCUGUUUCUGGAUCAUGUUUCCAAAAAGCUGUUAAUAAAGUGUCAUUAAAAUCCAAAUCUAAAUAUAAAUAUAAGUUUAUUUCCCCAGUAAAUGUUGCACAGAAGAAUAUUGUGUGAUUAGUCCAGACAUUUCUUCCCAGCUAAAUACACGACGUAUUAGAGGAAGAAGGUCAAACAUACGACCUCUGGGCCAGACAUGUCCCAAUAAAGGUUCUGAUCAGGUCCACCAAAACAAUUUAAAAUCCGUCAUCUAAAUGAAAAUCGUCUUACGGAGCGUAAUUGAAUUGAAAGAUUGGAAAAAAGAGCCACUAGAGGGGAAAAAGAGAGCAAUAAACUCAGGUCAUUAACUCAGCUCCUGACAUCAUGCGCUAAUGAUAUAUAAUUCUUUAUUAACAAGCUCAAAUGAAUGCUCUAUCCUUUUUAAAAGGACGGCUUUUGGGGUUAUGCAAUUACAACCUUUUUUAUUAUUAUUCCAAUUAAGUCUAAUUCAUUUCUAGGAGUGAAAAUGUUCUGUGCAUUGUGUGAACUUGAAUGUCUUUUGUUUUUGUAAUGAAUUGCAGUCUGUUUAUUUAAGAGGUGUUGUUGAUGUGUGUUUAUCCAGUCAGUUGACACUGGAGUGUAAUGUACCUAAAACCUUGACUAAGUUUAACUCCUGGUGUAUUAAAGACUCCACGGCUGACUCACCCCAACAACUGAGAACCGAUUCUUCAUUCGGAUAACCUAAUGAGGUUAGCUUAAACUUGCGCUUAAACACGCGCUCAUUUCAGCAAUCCGUACCGCCGCCUCACUCGCGUAAUUACUGAAGGUUACGACAGGACAGAUAUUUCUGCAGGUGCGUUUUGUAUUAAGCGUAAAUUAUAAACGUGAAAGCCAUUAGCUCCUCAUGCGCUCUGUGCUAUGCAAAUCCGGUCUAUCCGCAGACAGACGACAUUAUCUUCCAACCUCCGGAGAGCUGCGGGCUUGUUACAUUAAUUUAGAUGAAUGUGUACAAGGCGUGUAUAUUGAUGCCGUGCUUCACACAUCUCUUAUCAGAGUGCUGCCUUAGGGGUUAUCUGCGUUCCCCAUCCCCCUUUGAUAAAUCUUGAUUUUUCACGCUGCAGGUGAGCGGGUCUUCUCUGAUGGAAAAAAUUGCUUCCAUUAUUGCUGUGGAAGCAGAAUCUUUUCCUUUCCUCUGAUUGUAAAAGAUGUGGUCCGUCUUUGUCGGGCUUCCGCUGUAGGCUUUGAUUUUCCUCCCUCUGACCCACUGUGCUGUGUCCUUCCUCUCCUCCUCCUUUGCAUCACAAAAUGCAUCACGGAUCAGGAUGUUUCAGAAUGACUUCUUUCUCCUAGUUCAGCUAAGAAAACGUCACAUUUACAUAUCUGCAGAUAUUCUUCUUCUUUCGGCUUUUCCCUUCAGGGGUCACCACAGCGAAUUAUCUCUCUCCACCUAUCCCUAUCUUCUGCAUCCUCAACACAAGCCUCAUAUCCUCAUUUAUUACCUCCAUAUACCUCCUCUUUGGCCUUCCUCUUUGCCUCCUGCCUGGCAGCUCCAUGUCCAACAUUCUCCUACCAAUAUACUCACUCUGAACAUGUCCAAACCACCUUAAUCUGGCCCCCCUAACUUCGUCCCCCAAACGUCCAACAUGAGCCGUCCCUCCGAUGUACUCGUUCCUAAUCCUGUCCAACCGUGUCAUUCCCAAAGAGAACCUCAACAUCUUCAGCUCUGCUACCUCCAGCUCUGACUCCUGUCUCUUCCUCAGUGACACUGCCUCUAAACCAUACAGCAUGGCCGGGUCUCACCACUGUCUUGUACACCUUCCCCUUGAUUCUCGCCGAUAUUUUUCUUUCACAACAUAUCUGCAGAUAUUAUGAUCAUCAUAAAAAAAUCUAAUUAUUAUCCUCUGAUUAGAACAAGUUUCUUCGAAGGCUUGUCAUAACAGAUUUGAUUCUACUUUAUCAACCGCAUUAUGCAGCGUUUUUAAUGUCUCAUCAUGUGCACGAUUGACUUCCAUCGAAUUAACAUCGUUAAUUAUUUUCUUUUGGAUGAUGUUUUUUUUUAUUCUGUUUCUCUUCCUCUGUGUCUGUAACCUGUAGGUUUUUCAUCAAAGGGAGGCCUCCUUAUCACCCAUGCUGCAGUUAUACAUUCAUUCUGAGUGGCAGGGAGUCUGUGAAUAUUAAGGUCAUGUUUGAAUUAAAAUGUUACGAUCAGCUCCGCCUGUAUAGAAGCUUUGCCGGCGUCUCCCACUGAGGUGCUGUCACGCAGGUCAUGAAUGCCACGUAAUGAAUAUACAAUAAUAAUCACACAAUAUAUGAUUUUAAGCCUCAGCUAGAGAUUUGAGAGCAACAAUGUACAAAGGCCAGCCCUGAAUUAUUCAAAACACUAAAGGGAGUUAGCACUGUUGUUUCCCGCAAAGCUCUAAAUAAUAGGUAUUGAGUUUCAAUAUGAAUAAAAUAUUAGUAAAAAUCUAUCUGUGCACAUAUUUUUGUGACAUAUCAUGACCUCAGCAUUCUUUCUGCCAUUUAAUCCAGUGUGAGUGCAGAAUUUCAGGUUUUAUUGCAUUUAUUCUGAUUUUAUUUAUUUAUUUAUUUAUUAUUUCAGCUUCAGUGUUGAUAAGAAGUUUGUAAUUCAUGCUAUUUUUGUGGCUGAAAAAUGUUUUUGUUAUAGAUUAUUAUGUAUACACUACUGUAUAAUGGUAAUGAUCAUUAUUUCAGUCAGCUCUAUAAACUCUAUGGCAAAAAGUAUGUGGACACCUGAUCAUUACACCCAAUAUGAGAGUCUUCCCCAAAUUUUUGCCAUCAAGCUGGAAGCAACUGUCUGCAAUGUCCUUGUAUGCUGCAACGUUAAGAUUCUUCUUCACUGAGUAAAGAGGUCGAGUCCAAACCCGUUCCAGCAGAACAUGACCUCUGUGUAAAAACUGAGGGUUGGAGCAGAAGAACUCGAGUGGACUGCACCGACACCUGACCUCAACCCCACUGAACACCUUUGGGAUGAACUGGAACACCGAGUGCGUGUCGGUGCCCGACCUCGCUAAUGCUCUUGUGGUUGAAUGAACACAAAUCCCAAAAGCUACAGAAUGUUCCAAAAUAAAAGACUUCCUAAGAAGAAUAAAAGUUACUAUAGCAGCAAAAUAGGGGAAUAAACAGUAAACACUUAACCAGCUGAUGAUCUAUAUUUUCAUCCCAUUUCUUUAUGAUGCACAUUAAAUGCAGCUUUUAUGUAAUGACAGUGUCAACUUUUACCAUGUGGCAUUGAUUAUUAUACUGAUUAU